Messenger RNA from Apus apus (common swift), 2584 nucleotides. RefSeq lists its product as uncharacterized. The record is from RefSeq and is a predicted model, not a curated record. NCBI's taxonomy places the organism in Eukaryota, Metazoa, Chordata, Aves, Apodiformes, Apodidae. Bases 1 to 1986 code for a protein of 661 amino acids. The transcript has 3 exons.
AUGGCGAGAAUGCCUGGCAGCGGCGGCGGAGAGUGGAGCGGAGGGGGAGGCGGAGGCGGCGGGAACAAUGCGGGGGACCGGACGCCCGGACGCGGCGUUGCCCCCCGCCCGCACCGCUACUGCAGCGCCGGCGAGGAGGAGGAGGGCGAGGAGGAGGAUGAGAUCCAGGAGGUGCAGAUAACGGGGGACGAGGAGGAGGAGGAGGACGGAGCCGAUGGGGGGCUACUGCUGGACGAGGAGGAGGAGGAGGAGGAGGAAGAGGAGAUGGGUCUGGAGUGGGACGGCGAGGAGGAGACAGAGCCGCUGCCGUCCGCCCCGGGCCGUACUCCGGGCGGCGGCAGCAGCGGCGGCGGCCGCGGCGUCGGGGCGGCCCCGGGGGGCGCCGCGGCGGCUGCCCCGGGGGGUGGCGGCACCGGUGGCCCCGGGGGGGCGGCGGAGGACGCGGAGCUGGAGGCGGCCCUGCUGCUGCAGCGGCCGGAGCGGGCGCGGCUGAGCGAGAACACGCGGCUGGCCACCCGCUACGCCGUGCGCAUCUUCCGCGAGUACCUGAGCGAGAAGGCGCAGAGCCCCGACUUCGAGACGAUGGACAAGGGAGCGCUCUGCCGCGUCCUGCGCUCCUUCUACGCCGAGGCGCGCUCCAAGAGCGGGCAGCUCUACUCCAAGUCCUCCCUCAUCAGCAUCCGCAGCUCUCUCAAUCGCUACCUCAACGAGCCACCCUACUGCCGCACCCUCGACCUCACCAAGGACCCCGAGCUCCGCGCUGCCAACCUCACCCUGGCCGCUGUCAUCCGCAAGCUGGAGGAGCAGGGAGCCGGGCCGGUGGUGCAGAAGCAGGCCAUCACCCGCGCCGACCUCCGCAAGCUCUACACCUGCAGCGUCUUCAGCACCCAGAGCCCCUUUGGGCUCCUCAACAAGGUCUGGUUUGAGACCUGCAUGUACUUCUGCACCCGGGGCCGGGAGAACCAGCGGGAGCUGGAGGAGGACUCCUUUGGGCUGGCCGUGGAUGAGGACGGACGCAAGUUCGUCUACUUCAAGGCACUGGGGCCCUACCACAAGUCACGCUCGUCCUCCUGGAGCAAGAAGCGGGCGGAGAGCAGUGACGAGGAGAACCUGCCCCGCAUGUAUGAAACUGGCACAGAGUUCUGCCCCUAUGCCAGCUUUGUCAAGUACCUCUCCAAGCGCAACCCCCUCUGCAAGGCCUUCUUCCAGCGCCCACGGGACCACUGCAGUGAGGGUGACAUCACCUGGUACGAGAACAAGGCCAUCGGCAAGAACCUUCUGGGCACCCGCAUGCAGAUGCUCUCGAAGGCAGCCAAACUCUCCAAGACUUACACCAACCAUUGCAUCGGUGCUGUCUCCAUUGCCACCCUCAACAGCAUCGCCGGCAUCGGCACCAAGCUGGGGGGCCCGCAGCCACCACACCACCACCCUCCUCCUCCCCACCACCACCUCCUCCACCACCCCGCUGGCGGGGGCUGCUACACCCCUGCUGCCCUCAACGGUGGGCCACGGCCCCGGCCACCCACUGCCAACCCCUACGUGCUGCCCAAAGAUGGUGAUGCUGCACCGGUGAAGGCAGAAGCAGCCACGGUGGCCCCAGCCAAGCGGGCCCUCUACGAGGCAGUGUUCCCAGCAGGGGCCGCAGCUGGUGGCGAUGCCUGUGGGCCCUCUGCCUCCCCCAAAAGACUCUGCCGCCGCCCCGCUGAGCCCCUGGACGCUGCCGCGCCUGCCGUGGUGGUGGUCUCAGUGAAACAUGACCCCCUGCCUCACCUCCUCCCCGAAGCCAAUGGGCACAGAAGCACCACCUCACCCACAGUAGUUUCACCUGCUAUUGUUUCCCCCACACAGGUCCUGAUCAGCUCUGAUGAAAUCCCAGCAAGGCUCAUUUUACCAAGGAAAUGCAACCACAGUCUCCCCAGCAGCCGCAGCACUGAGCAGGUGUACGUGCUCAGCAGCGCUGGCAUCUUGAGGAGGAGGAGGCUGUGAGCAGCCACCGUGCAGGAUAUGGAGCCAAAGGACCCUCGUUUGGAGGAGCUGGAUUGGUGCUCCACCAGUGCCUCUGGGACAAGGAGGAUGUAGCAGUGAAAAUUGUCUUGUCAGACCCAGUGGCACCAGUACAGUCCAGCCGUCUCCUCAGAGAGCUACUGGCCAUCGGUGUAAGGGUGAAGAUGCAGAAGACAGGGCAUGGAUGUGCUCACAUGUAAAGACUUUUUGUCAAAGAUCUGGGCAACUUCUUUGUGCUUCUGGGCUCUUUAGAGCAAAGAUGAAGAUGGCAUGUGCUGGCAUGCCUUAAGAGACCAAAAUGUGCACAUGGUUGUCUUUGACCACCUUGCAGGACUCUGUCUGAUGGGCCAGCAUAACUCAGUGUCAUCUAUGGAUGCAGCAUAUCAUGGCCAUAGCCAGAGGAUUCAGUGUGAGGAUAUCACUAGCCCAAAGAGGUGCUCAGGGUGGAACUUUCCCCUUCCAGCAGAACAAGCACAUGGGCUUCCUGGGCACAUAGCUCUCUAUCUCUGCAUGCUUGCUACACCUUCCAGAAGUGCUGUUUGUGCUGUACUGAUAUUGUUUAUGUGGAAUAAAUGCUUUC